Triplophysa rosa is the source of this 1224-nucleotide messenger RNA. RefSeq names its product nitrilase family, member 2 (gene nit2). The transcript is spliced from 10 exons. Gene Ontology annotation, cellular component: mitochondrion. Gene Ontology annotation, biological process: L-glutamine metabolic process; oxaloacetate metabolic process. The coding region runs from base 83 to 937 and encodes 284 amino acids. The record is from RefSeq and is a predicted model, not a curated record. Gene Ontology annotation, molecular function: omega-amidase activity. Lineage: Eukaryota; Metazoa; Chordata; Actinopteri; Cypriniformes; Nemacheilidae.
GAGUUUUUACUCGUGUUUUAUUGUUUUUUUUUACUCAGCUGUCGUGAUACUGUUACUUUGUAUUCAUUUGAACGCUAAAUCAAUGUCUGGUAUCUUUAAAGCAAUGUCAAAGUUUCGCCUGGCUGUGGUGCAGUUACAUGUGUCAAAGAUUAAAUCGGACAAUUUAGGAAGAGCACAAAAACUUGUGAAAGAGGCUGCAGGCCGAGGUGCAAAAGUUGUAGUUUUACCUGAGUGCUUUAACUCCCCCUAUGGAACCGGCUUCUUUGCUGAGUAUGCUGAGAAGAUCCCAGGAGAAUCCACACAGGUGUUGUCAGAGGUGGCUAAGGAUUGUGGGAUAUAUUUAGUGGGUGGUUCCAUACCUGAGGAGGAUGGAGGGAAGCUCUAUAACACCUGUUCAGUUUUUGGUCCCGAUGGAAAGCUGCUUGUCAAACACAGAAAGAUUCAUCUCUUUGAUAUUGACGUACCUGGGAAAAUCCGUUUUCAGGAGUCUGAAACACUGAGUCCUGGAAACAGCUUGUCUAUUUUUGAAACCCCCUUUUGUAAAGUAGGUGUAGGCAUUUGCUAUGACAUUCGCUUUCCGGAGCUUGCACAGAUCUAUGCCAGAAAAGGUUGCCAGCUUUUGGUAUAUCCUGGUGCUUUUAAUAUGACCACAGGGCCGGCUCACUGGGAGCUGCUGCAGAGGGGGAGAGCUGUAGACAAUCAAGUUUAUGUUGCCACUGCUUCCCCAGCCAGAGAUGAGACUGCCAGCUAUGUGGCCUGGGGUCACAGCUCUGUAGUUAACCCUUGGGGUGAGGUCAUUACGAAAGCUGGGUCAGAGGAGGCUGUUGUGUAUGCUGACAUAGACCUGCAGUAUUUGUCUGAUGUACGUCAGCAAAUCCCGAUCACCAGGCAGAGAAGGAAUGAUAUAUAUAGUGUCAGUGCUGUUCAGGAGGGCUGAAGUGUGGUUUGUCAUGUCAGAACUGUGAUUUAUGUGAAGUCUUAGUUAAAGGCGGGACACUGUCACCACUUCGGUGUUAGAUACAAGCAGACACCAUCAGUCAGGGUCAUUAAAAGAGAUUUUAGGCAAAGGUGCCUCACGAUUUGAGCCCUGCUGUUGAUCCUGUCAUCUUCAAUGAUAUAUUUACAAUAUUAAAAUAGUUAAUAGAUGAGUAAAUUCACCGUCUAAUGAAUGAUGUCUGUUUAAUCAUGUUUUGAAUGUAUGUUAAAUAAACGAUUGUUUAAUUA